Pyrus x bretschneideri (Chinese white pear) is the source of this 1983-nucleotide messenger RNA. RefSeq lists its product as uncharacterized. Bases 1 to 1983 code for a protein of 660 amino acids. Lineage: Eukaryota; Viridiplantae; Streptophyta; Magnoliopsida; Rosales; Rosaceae. The transcript is spliced from 9 exons. The record is from RefSeq and is a predicted model, not a curated record.
AUGACGGAAUAUUCCAUCAAAGUUGACGGAAUAUUCCUAACGGAGAUUAAUGGCGUCAGGUUAAAGUUAAUGAAAUAUUCUGGUGAGGACUAUCCGGAGGACGAGGGCAGCGACCCGAGGCUCGGGGUUUACGACCCUUCUACGUAUCAAACUAUGCCGCCUCGUAAAGAACCACGUAGCUCAGCAGAGCCUAGUUUUCCCGAUAUAGCUCAGUUGGGUGGGGGAAGCUAUAGCUUAUGCGAUUCAGUCUUCGCUUCGCCCUCAUCGGAAGACUCAUAUGGAGAUCAUAAAAGGUUUGUUCCCCCUGAGUAUAUUGAUCGUAAGAAGCAAGAAUUUACCGAUUUGAAGCAGGGGAAGUUGACGACAAAUGAGUACUACAGAAGAUUCACUGAUUUGUCUAGUUAUCAUCUGGAAGUUGCUGCUAAUCCGGUUGAGAUGCUUCAUCGUUUCAGAUUGGGUGCUAAGAAAAAGUGGCGUUCUAUGGCGACCACUACUCCUUGCGAAACUUAUCAGGAGUUCUAUGAAAUUUUGUGGAGGAUUGAGGAUUCUAAGAAUAUGCCUAGUGAAACGGAGGUUUUAGUGCCACCGGUCAAGGUAGAGGUGGUAUAUUUUCUAGGGGUUCUAGAAGCCAGAGACAGUGGGAUGCUAGUAAAGGAAGAGCUCCGUUUUGUGGGAGAUGUAACAGCCGACACUUUGGCGAGUGUAGACAGGGCAGUUGAGGAUGGAGAUGUUGCCCCUUAUUCGGCAGCGCUGUACCAGUAUCCUCAGGAUCCGUAUUAUCCAAGUGGCUACCAUAGCGGACAUCUGCAUUACCCUGGAGGGUAUACCCCAUAUCCAGCUGACGGAUCGCAGUGCCGUGUGGAGGAUAUUAGAGUGGUCAGGCAUUUUCCCAAUGUGUUUCCGGAUGAUUUACCGGGAUUGCCGACGGAUUGUGAUGUAGAGUUCGCUAUUGACUUAUUGCCAGUACUUCGCCUUGGGGAGCUCCAGUCUUGUUCGUGCGAAAGAAGGAUGCUACGAGGAGCUUGCGUGUUUUCGAAGAUUGAUUUAAGGUCGGGCUACUAUCAAUUGAAGAUUAAGAGCGAUGAUGUCCCUAAGAUGGCGUUUAGAACCUGUUAUGGUAAUUAUGAGUUUUUAGUGAUGUCGUUCGGGUUAACUAACGCAACUGCUGUUUUUAUGGAUUUGAUGAACUGGGUAUUUAACCAGUACUUGGACAAGUUUGUCAUUGUUUUUAUCGAUGACAUUUUGAUUUAUUCCAAAUCCAAAGCAGAUCAUGUGAGACAUUUUACUUUAGUGUUGAAGAAACUGAGGGAGCAUCGGUUAUACUCUAAAUUUAGUAAAUGUCAGUUUUGGUUAGAUCAAGUAGCAUUCUUGGGACAUGUUAUCUCAGUUCAGGGUAUUCAGGUAGAUUACCAGAAAAUAGCAGUGGUAGAAAAUUGGAAGCACCCACAAACCGUCUCUGAGGUACGGAGUUUCCUUGGUCUGGCAGGCUAUUAUAGACGGUUUGUUCAGGAUGUUUCCGUUAUUAUGUUACCACUUAUGAGGCUAAUUAGGAAGAACGUUAGAUUCGAGUGGGACAAUAGUUGCGAACAGAGUUUUCAACAAUUGAAGUACUGUCUCACUCAUGCACCGAUGUUAGCACUUCCAGAUGAUAAUGGUAACUUUAAGAUCUAUAGUGAUGCGUUGUUAAAUGGUUUUGGCUGCGUACUAAUGCAACACAGUAGGGUUAUUGCUUAUGCUUCGAGACAAUUGAAGCCUCAUGAGGUAAACUAUCCUACUCACGAUCUUGAGUUGGCGGCGAUCGUGUUUGCACUGAAGAUUUGGAGACAUUAUCGUUAUGGUGAGAGAUGUAAGAUCCUCACAGAUCACAAGAGUCUUCAGUACCUGUUUACUCAGCGAGAUUUGAACCUUCGCCAGCGGAGGUGGAUAAAGCUGUUAAGUCAUUUAAUCACGACUGCACAAUCGAGUAUUAACCGGGACGUGUAA